Pezoporus flaviventris is the source of this 2001-nucleotide messenger RNA. RefSeq names its product HemK methyltransferase family member 1 (gene HEMK1). The record is from RefSeq and is a predicted model, not a curated record. Lineage: Eukaryota; Metazoa; Chordata; Aves; Psittaciformes; Psittacidae. Gene Ontology annotation, molecular function: nucleic acid binding; protein methyltransferase activity. Gene Ontology annotation, biological process: protein methylation. Gene Ontology annotation, cellular component: mitochondrion. Bases 157 to 1212 code for a protein of 351 amino acids. The transcript has 10 exons.
ACCAAUUUGCAAACCAACCAUUUUUGUGCUGCUGUGAAGAGAUCCACUGACUGUGCUCAGCUGGUGCUUAGCCACAGUGGCUUGUGGUAGCCCUAAGUGUCCUGUGAGCCUCAGCACUGACCGGAUCAGCUGGUGGCAGGAACUGAUUUUGCAACAAUGAGGUGCCUCACGCACACACUGCUUAGGAGGUUGUCGUGUCUCUCACCUCAGUGCGUGCCAGGGAGAUGGAGUCAAAUCCUCAGUCCGAAGCAGUCGUCUCUGAGGCAGAGCUGCAGCACAAGGCCUGGAGUCGUGACUGCCACUGAUGUGGUCAACUACUGGCAGAAGGUGUUUGAGACAAAUGGGAUCCCUGAAGCACAAGAAUCCAGUGAAUAUAUUGUGUCAUUUGUUCUAGGAGCAAAAACAUUUCAGAGCUUGAGUUCCAAAAGCCUCCGCACUCCGCUUACAGCAGCACAGCAGGAGCAAAUCCAGCAGCUGAGCAACAAGCGACUAGAAAGAAUGCCGGUGCAGUAUGUACUUGGUGAGUGGGACUUUCGGGACCUGACUCUGAAGAUGAGACCCCCAGUAUUUAUUCCUCGGCCUGAAACAGAGGAUCUCGUCUCUCUAGUUGUGGAGGAAGAAUCCCUGAUGUACAAGAAGAAUUCAGGCCCCUGCUUCCCAGUUUCUGCCCCUCAUCCUGUGAUCCUGGAGAUCGGCUGUGGCUCUGGAGCAAUUGCUCUGAGUCUGUUGCGCAAACUGCCACAGAGCCAGGUGAUAGCCAUGGAUAAAGAGGAGGCUGCUGUGGAUCUCACCAGGGAGAACGCACAUAGGCUGCGACUCCAGGAGAGGAUCCAUGUCCUCCACCAAGAUGUUUCAUACGGUUCUGCCAAGCAGCUGCUACUCUGGGGCCCUGUAGACUUCAUAGUCAGUAACCCCCCAUAUGUUUUCCAUGAAGACAUGGCUUCCUUGGAUGCAGAAAUCCUCCGCUAUGAGGACCUUGAUGCACUGGAUGGGGGAGAUGAUGGAAUGAGAGUCAUCAAAACAAUUUUGGCUUUGGCUCCUUCUGUUCUGAAGGAUUCUGGGAGUGUAUUUCUGGAAGUUGAUCCCAGACACCCAGAUAUGGUGAAGGACUGGCUACAGGCACACCCCAAUUUACUACUUGUCCUCUGUGCCGUUCACAAGGACUUCUGUGGCAAGCCUAGGUUUCUGCACAUCCAAAAACAAAGCAGGUGACAACUGUACCAGAAAUAACUUCCUGCAGCAUGCUUUUUGCUGAAGAGAUUGUUGGAAACUCUGCGUGGCAAACCAAAACUCCACUUCAUGCAACACUGGACAGUUUCAAGAUUCAGCUGGAGAGGGGGCUGGGACAUCAAGUCUAGGCCAUGCUUUACCAAGCAAGGUUGGAGCAAAUGAUCCUUGAGGUCCCUUUCAACUUGCUGUUCUCUGAUAAUGCAUUGACUCCUCCAUGCAGUGUCAGACCUGAUACAAAAUUCAUCCAGAGAUGCCAGAAGUUCAACAGAGCAUGUAGAAGUGUUUCACCUUCCUCGGGGUGCUACGUGAAACUUUUUAGUUUGCUCUCUAAAGUGACUCAUUAAUCUCACUACCCAGUGGAAGAGUUCAGAGCUCCAGAUAAAAACACAACUUCUCAAUAUGUCAGAUCACCCAUUUCACCUGAAAAGAACUUCACUUUUUUAUUGUGUUUUUUUUUUUGCCUGGAAAUAAGUUUAUGUAGAAGGUGACCAGAUUGGAUGAUAGGUCCAAACUCUGCCUUGUAUUGGUCUGUGGAUUUGCAGUUAUACCAGGACCCGAGUAACCUCUACAUUUCAAACUCGAUUCUAUUCCAGGAUCCUUAUGCUCCGGAGCAGAUCUGCAACAGCAAAGCAGCUUUUGUUUCUCAGUCCUGCUGAGUGACAUGCCAUUGAAGGAUCAGUGCACGGGUUACACCACGUGAAACCACAGCACCUGACACUUGAUAGAUGCUGCCAGAAACCGUCUAAACACUGUAAUAAAGAUAGUGCUUCA